UCAAAAUUUAUCAGAGUAAAAGUUUGUGUUACAAAAUUGUGAUUUGUUUGAAUUUUGAGGAAUUCUGCUUUGGAAAUAUUAUUUUAGAACAACAUAAAUUUAUUGGACCACCGGCAGAAGAAAAUUAUAAAGUACCCCCAUUCUGAGCAAACCCACUUCAAUAAAACCAUUACAUCCUCUUGGUGUAGCAGUGAUAGUAGCCGUCGGUUGGGUUUUUAAGUAUCAAAUGGUUUAAAAUAGCUUUAAAAUUUAAGUAAUCAUGCAGCAAGAUCAUGUGGAGGCUGGAGCUGCGGCGGUGGAUGAUUUUGAUGAAAGUAGCUGGGAUGCCUGCCCACCUGAACUUCUUCUGAUGAUAUUUGAUUAUUUUAAUCCCCAUAAUAAUGCGACUAAUGCAAAAACCCUGAUCAAUUGCAUGUGUGUUAACAAAAAAUGGUUUGAUAUUGCAUCUUCUCUUAUCAAGCAUCGUAUUGGUCUCCACACUUUCCUUAAGAUAGCAGUUUCUGAUGGCGGAGCAUCUUUUAGAAAAAGAUGUAAACUACCAACAAUAUCAGAUGUUUUAUUCAAUAUGUGUCUUUGGAAAAACAUAAAAUUUACUCAAGUACAAGAUAUUUAUACCUAUGAUAUAACUGAAGUGCUGAAUAUAAAUGUAUACAGAAAUAACUUGAUUGUGAUUACAAACAAGAAUGUGAGAUAUUACCAUCUGCCCACUCAUAAGCUGUUAAAAACAUUGGAAGUCAAAUGUUUAGACUUUGAUGAAAAUGAUUAUAUGUUUGUCAAAAUUGAACAAAAUACAUUUGACAUGCAAUAUUAUGUUUCUGAAGAGAUGACCUUGUAUGGGAAACAUAGUGAUUCCAAUUAUGCAUUGGAUGACAGACUAAGAUUCAAUGCCAAGAUAAAGUUUUUCAGGAUAUAUGACAAUUGCUGCUAUUAUACCACAUGGUCAUAUUGGGAAUUUACUAUAUUUGUGGCGAAGUGGCAUAACAAUAGUUGGAUGCCGCUCAUGGUUGGCCGUUACUUCGGUUAUGGCUCAAUAACUGACGUCAUAGUACACCAAGACGACAUAGUGGCGCUGCUGAAUUGGGGGGGCAUGUUGAUGGCAGACAUCGGAAAUAACAAGCUAAAGCCUAUCUCUAAAACGAAUACCAGCGUUAUCUUUGACUUGCCAUUUUAUGCGUCGAAAUCAAUAUUAUACGAGAGAUAUGGUGCUAUAGUUACAGUGCCCAGUUGCCACUCACAACGCGUAGGUUACAAUGGGUCCUACUGGACUUUCGAGUGUCCAGGUUUGAGGUGUACCUUGAAGCACUGGAACCUGCUUAUACUUGGAUAUAAGUCUGGAAAGGUUGAUAUUUACAAUCCGGAGUUUUUCUUCACUCAGAUGAGUCGUUUGGAGCCUGAGGUAACUUUGAGCGUGCAGAGUCUAGGUUCGUACGAGAAUGCCGACCCGUCUGUGAGGUUCCUUGAGGUGGCGGAAAUGAAAGGGAGGCACAUCCUCGUCAUAGUCACUAGCAGUCGCAUCCACCAGGUCACCCUCCACCACCGGCUAUUUCACUGCUAGAAUUGGAAAGUGGAUGUAGCUUCGACCAGGUAAACGAAAGUCCACAGCAAAGAUUAAGUCUAAUUUUGUGUUCAAUUUUUCCUGGUAAAACGUAGACAAUUAAGUAAUCGAUGCAGUAUCGGUUUACUGACCUUUUCGUAGAUUGGUAAUGUAUUAAAUAGUAAGUGAUAGUAAGUAGUGGACCACUACUUACUAUUUAAUACAUUAACCACUACUAGUGGUUGUCAACCUUUUUUUGACUAGGGACCACUUUAUUUUUUAUAAUUUACUUAUCGUUUGUGUGUUGCGAACCGAUUUUGGUGCACGAUUGGGUACCAUACCAUAGUAAAUUAAAUU
Ostrinia nubilalis (European corn borer) is the source of this 1891-nucleotide messenger RNA. RefSeq lists its product as uncharacterized. Gene Ontology annotation, molecular function: protein binding. The record is from RefSeq and is a predicted model, not a curated record. NCBI's taxonomy places the organism in Eukaryota, Metazoa, Arthropoda, Insecta, Lepidoptera, Crambidae. The transcript has 7 exons. The coding region runs from base 260 to 1555 and encodes 431 amino acids.